Messenger RNA from Mugil cephalus (flathead mullet), 1655 nucleotides. RefSeq names its product regulator of G-protein signaling 9-binding protein. The coding region runs from base 607 to 1383 and encodes 258 amino acids. Lineage: Eukaryota; Metazoa; Chordata; Actinopteri; Mugiliformes; Mugilidae. Gene Ontology annotation, biological process: G protein-coupled receptor signaling pathway. The record is from RefSeq and is a predicted model, not a curated record. Gene Ontology annotation, cellular component: neuron projection. The transcript has 5 exons.
AAUAAAAGGUCAAUGUUUAUAAAGGAAAUACUGACAUUAGCUUCGGCCGCUGUCCUGUAGCUACGAGACGCUCCACCUUCAAAUGAAACCAGGGGACGACAUGGAAACCAAUCAUUCAUGUGUCAGAGUCUGUGUUUGUCACUGAGUCUGAAGAUGACGACGGAAAAGUCCCGACUAUAAAUACCUGGAGUCUACCUGAGCAGGUGAAAGCAGAGGCUCCUGGGAGCAACGAGCAUCCAGGACUCAGCUGUUCUACAGCGUUAAUUAAAAACACACGGAAACCUGACGCUGCACAGUCCCACCACAGAAGAAGAAGAAGACGGAGUCGUGAUCUGCAGCAGUUUAAGGACCAGGAACCAGAUAUGAGACCAGGAACCAGAUAUGAGACCAGGAACCAGGAACCAGAUAUGAGACCAGAACCAGAUAUGAGACCAGGAACCAGAUAUGAGACCAGAACCAGAUAUGAGACGUUCAUUCAUCUGGAUUUAACAGGAGUUGAACUUCAGGGGUUCCAGGUGUUUCAAAGAGUCAGUAAAGGCCUAAAGUCCUCAUGGGACCAGGUCUUCUCAGAGUUCUGGUUCUGGUCUGUAGAGGUUCUAGAGUAGAAUGGGAGGCAGAGCCUUCAGCUAUGAGGAUCCUCUCCAGUCUGGGUCCAGGUGUCCAGGUGUCCAGGAGGACAGGAUGAGUCGGUGGCGGCGCUCCGUGGACGAGAUGGCGGCGAGGCGGAGACAACUGUGCGAGUGUGAGCGCGCUCAGUUCGCUCUGAGUCGGGUCACUUCCUGUUUCCAGCAGCUGGCGGCGUCUCUCGGAGGAUCAGCUGACGGUAGCUUCCUGAGGGACGAGAUGGACGAGACGAGGGCCCUGGCCCAGCGCAUCUGUACCGGCCUGUGCCGCCGUCUGCUGCGUCUCCUGUCAGACUGUGAGUCCGUGUCCUCUGGUGUGGAGGACAGACGGGUGUCUGAGCGUCUCUGGGUCCUCUUCCUGUCGGGGUUGGAGACCUUCCUGUCAGACCUGCGUAAGGCCCGCGAUCUGAUUGGACAGUUCCCUCUGAUGCAGCGCCAGGACCGACGCUCAUUGGUCAACACAGGGUGCACCGAUGGAGUGGUGGGGGUCACGGCUCGGGUGGCUUUGGUCCAGGUACCGUGGAUCACGUUGGAGGAGGAGCCGAGUCUGGACCUGACCAAUCACAUCGCUGGGCUGGAGGCGACGCUGAGCGAGAUGCAACUCAGGGUUCCGGUUGCGUUCUGGUGCGUGGAGGCCACCCAGCCUCCCUGGUCUGAGGCGCUGGGGGACGUGGACGAACCGGACCAGGACCUGGAGGACCUGAUGGACGUGGAGGACAACAAGAUGGCCGCCUGCUGUGGACUGGGACGUGUCUGCUAGAGACGUCUCCUCCUCAGAGCGAAUUCAUAUUAAAAUAGUAAAUAACAGUAAAUAACAGUAAAUAACAGUAAAUAACAGUAAAUAAACAGUAAAUAACAGUAAAUAACAGUAAAUAAACGUGGUUAGAGACUCGACCCUCGUUCACCAACGUCCUGAAACUAUUUAUUUAUUUAUUUAUUAUUUUUAUUUAUUUCUCUUUAUUCAGUUAUUGGACUCGUGUCUUUUCCUUCAUUCGUCCUUUAUUCUCUGAUGUUUUUACACCGUGUGGACAC